CUUUAUUCCUGCUGCACAGUGUAACCAUGGAGACGGUGGUGUGCGGGAACAGAAGGGGAGCUCCUCUCAGGCACUGAGCUGUGAUGGCGCUAUCCCCUGUCAGCGAAGAGAGUCCAUACGAUGAGGAGCUGCUCAGGAGUGACCCUUUGAGCGGUGCAUCCGGCUAUUCUGGAGAGUCAUUUGAAUCCAGCACUGAUGGAUCAGAUAGAAGAUAUACAAGUGAUGCCUUUGACUCCAUUACCAAUGAAAAUACAGAAAAGUAUCCCAGUGAAUCAUUUGAAUCCUGUGCAGGUGAAACCAGUCGAUUGCAGAGACGUGAUUCCUUUACGGAUGACUCUGGUAGGGACUAUGAAAGUGAGUCUUUUGAGUCUCUGUCCUCUGAGAUAGAUGUUCAUCAGACAUAUUCUUCUGAGAACUCGUAUAUAGAGUCUGCUUCAGCGGAAGAUGACCACAAGGAGAGUGAUCAAGGAAAAGGCCUGAUUGAGAAAUGGAUAAAGACUCUUGUUGAUGGGACCCUCCAGCCAAAUAAUUCAUUCCGACAUCAGCUUAAAACCGUUGCUUACAAAGAGUCUUCAACAAGUGGGAGUAGAGCACUGCAGUCUUAUUGCUCCUUAAAGAUGGAACAUCUGCGCCAGCUACCAAAAAGUCACAGGCAAAGAAGAGGACAACCACCAACACAUCCUACCAAAACAAAAGACACGCAGCAGUCAUUUCCAGUUCCUCGUGCACUGAUGAACAGGCUUGAACUACAGCGAACCAAGGAAGCUGUAAACCAGGUGAUGAAGGCUGAGAUGCAUGACCCAGCCGCUUGCCCAAACUGCUGCAAUAAAAAGGCUGAUCUGGCUCAAUAUCAGUUUAUUAGGAUGAAGAAGACAAAAUUAGAAGCAGAUUUGCUACAUAAGAAAUUGGAGGAAUGCAUGUAUAGCAAGGAUUUGGUUACGUGUAUUGGAGAAAUCCACCAAUCUCUGCCCAAACCCUCUGAGGAGCAAACUACCAUCUGGCAGAGACUGUACAUGAGUGCCAUCAAGACGUAACCUCAGGUUUCUGUGAAGUAUAUUCUUUCGAAUUGAUACAUGGAAAGAAGCUUUGAAGAAAUGACAGUGCAAAGAGAAACGAGCGAGACCUGUCCCAAUGUGCCCUCUGUUUCCAAACCCCUUACUGUUGACACCAGUACAAAUGGUUUGCAUGAUCAGUGACUGGUUUUAUUUUCAUUUUUAACGUUUGUUUAGGUGGUAUGGAGCCUUGAGACAUGACAAGGGCAAAUAGCCAA
This is a messenger RNA of Bufo bufo (common toad), 1270 nucleotides long. RefSeq names its product chromosome 8 C8orf48 homolog (gene C8H8orf48). Lineage: Eukaryota; Metazoa; Chordata; Amphibia; Anura; Bufonidae. The record is from RefSeq and is a predicted model, not a curated record. Bases 84 to 1034 code for a protein of 316 amino acids. The transcript has 6 exons.